AUGACGGAAGUUAAGCGCGCCUGCGCCUGUCUUCUUUUUGGGGGCACUGCAAAAAUCAUCAACGAUACUACGCGCAUCAGAGGCGACAUAAAUGUCCUUCUGUUGGGAGACCCUUCUGUCGCGAAGAGCCAAGUGCUGAAGUUCGUGGCUAAGCUCGCCCCGAUAUCUGUGUACACCUCAGGAAAGGGCAGCAGCGCAGCGGGUUUGACGGCCGCAGUGAUGAGGGACCGCCAAGGAGUUUUCAGCUUGGAGGGAGGCUGCAUGUGCCUCGCUGACGGUGGCGUUGUGUGCGUGGACGAGUUCGAUAAGAUGCAAGAACGGGAUGUGGUGGCGAUGCACGAGGCGAUGGAGCAGCAAACUAUAUCCAUUUCAAAGGCAGGGAUCAACACUGUCUUGAACUCCAGGUGCGCUGUGCUUGCUGCUGCCAAUCCGUCUUUUGGGAGCUUCGAUGAUGCACAAGAUACGACGGAGCAGCACGAGUUCAAAGCGACGAUUCUUUCAAGGUUUGACUUAAUCUUCAUGCUGCGAGACAAAGAUGAUUACGAAAAAGAUUCGCGCUUGUGUGAACACAUUCUCUCUCUCCACGCGCGAAGAGCAGCGCCGCCGCCACAAGAGGACGGAGAGACGAUCCCGUUCGAGGUGCUGCGGAGGUACAUACAGUACGCACGGCAGCAACAACAACCCCUCCUCUCCCUCGACGCGAGGGACGCCCUGAAGAACUUCUAUGUACAAACCAGGCAAGACGUCAGAGAAGACAGGCGCUCUGUGACGCGGAAGAUUCCAGUCACUCUCCGUCAGCUGGAGUCGCUCGUGCGCAUUGCAGAGAGUUUCGCACGCAUGGAGUUGGCGCCUGUGGCCCAGGCCUCCCACGUGAAGCGGGCCAUUGACUUGUUCUCAGCGUCAACAGCAGAAACUGCGAAGCACGCCCUUGUGUUCGAGUCGCUCACUCCCCUGCAGCAGAAAGCCAUUAAGCUCGCAGAGGACGCGCUUAUGAGUCGCCUACAGCCGGGGCAGCGUGCCCUUCGCCGCAACAUCGUUCGCGACCUCCAGCAGCAGGGCUACGACAAACUGGUGGUGCAGCGGGCCAUCUCAAUUCUCGUGCGGCGAGGCGACCUCCAAGAAAGAGGAGAUCGCUCCAUCAGGAGGCCAUGA
Molecule: messenger RNA, 1152 nt
Organism: Eimeria acervulina
Lineage: Eukaryota; Apicomplexa; Conoidasida; Eucoccidiorida; Eimeriidae
Product: DNA replication licensing factor, putative
Exons: 11
Coding region: 1-1152 (383 amino acids)
Biological process (GO): double-strand break repair via break-induced replication; DNA replication; DNA replication initiation
Cellular component (GO): nucleus; MCM complex
Molecular function (GO): ATP binding; 3'-5' DNA helicase activity; single-stranded DNA binding
Source: RefSeq, a predicted model, not a curated record